Messenger RNA from Caenorhabditis elegans, 886 nucleotides. RefSeq names its product MYND-type domain-containing protein (gene bra-2). NCBI's taxonomy places the organism in Eukaryota, Metazoa, Nematoda, Chromadorea, Rhabditida, Rhabditidae. The record is from RefSeq and is marked reviewed. Gene Ontology annotation, biological process: regulation of transcription elongation by RNA polymerase II; chromatin organization; negative regulation of DNA-templated transcription. Gene Ontology annotation, cellular component: chromosome; nucleus. The transcript has 3 exons. Bases 18 to 662 code for a protein of 214 amino acids. Gene Ontology annotation, molecular function: transcription corepressor activity; histone H3 reader activity; zinc ion binding.
UUAAACCCGUGCAAAAGAUGGCCGAUGGGCAAGUGCAUGAUGAAUUGAUGAUGGAUCAGCAACAACAGCAAGGAGUGGUUCCUCAACAAGGUGAUAUUCACCUAUCGCCGAUCGACAAGGAUCUCGGAGAUGCGGCGUUAGAAAAUAAUGUGCGGCAGUAUCAUCUCGAUGGAGUGGUCGUCAGUGAAGGGAUGAAACGAAUGAUAAUCGACCUGCAACGUCAUUGGCUCAGUGAGUAUCACGCGUCACGUGAGAAGUGUCUUGUAGAGCUUACCGAGAAGUUGCAUCAAGAAUUCAUGAUGGAUCAACAGAAAAUUCGAUCGGAACUCUUACAACAGUUCAAAGACGAGUUGGAACAGACAAGAGCCGAUCUAGAAAACAAACACAGAGAGAACUUGAAGAUGGAAAGUGCAAAGUUGAAUGAAAAGCAUAAAAGAGAGUUGGUUGCAUCAAGAAAGAAACAAUGGUGCUGGUCGUGUGAUAAUGAGGCUAUAUACCAUUGCUGCUGGAAUACCGCAUAUUGCAGUGUUGAAUGCCAACAGGGACAUUGGCAGACUCAUCGAAAGUUUUGCCGCAGAAAGAAAGGAAACAAUGCUCCUGGAGCACCAAGUGUACCAGCUCCUCAACAAGUCGGAGCACCAAUGCCGCCACAACAACAAUAAUUUUCUUUCGUUUUAACUCUCUAAUCAUCAUUAUCAUCAAUCUCACGUCAGAACACGAAACUGAAUAAAUUUCAACCACCCACCACCGCACAAAUGCGACGCUGAUCUCACCCACCACGUCUAUUUAUAUUCCAAAUCCUAAUGAGUUUCUGUUAUUCUUCAUCUUUAUCAAUUUGUCGAACUUUCUAUGUUUUCCUUGUUCAAUAAAAAAUUUAAUUAAAUUG